AUGAAGAUUCUUUCUGCUAUCCUUUUCGUGUUUGUUACCGUUGUGCUAGCGGCAGGCCCCGCCGCUGUGCCGCUCGGCAGUGCGGGAACGUUUGCCAUCCUCGCGAAAGCAGCAGUGUCCACCGUGCCUCCAUCAUCAAUUGAUGGAAACGUCGGCGUGAGCCCCUCGGCAUCAAGUUUCCUCACGGGCUUCGCACUCACAAAGAUUGGAACAUUUGCCACUUCGACUCAAGUUAUUGGAGAGCUUCUCGCUGCGGAUUUUACACCGCCAACCCCAGGCCAACUGACCACAGCAGUCUCGAACAUGGAGACAGCUUUCGUUGAUGCUGCAGGCCGGGUGAAUCCCGACUUUAUAAACCUCUCGAGCGGUAAAAUUGGUGGAUUAACGCUCAGCCCUGGCCUAUACAAGUGGACCACCAGCGUCUCUAUCCCCUCCACACUUACUAUAUCUGGUACCGCAUCCGAUACGUGGAUAUUCCAGAUCUCUGGAGGCCUCUCCUCGGCCGUGGGCGUCAGAAUAAUUUUGGCUGGAGGCGCGCUCGCGAGCAAUAUUGUCUGGGUUGUAUCGGGAGCCGUCACGCUCGGCGGCGACUCCCAUUUCGAGGGCGUCUUGCUUGGUGCGACGUCUGCCACUCUCAUUACGGGCGCGACGAUGAACGGGAGAGUGUUGGUUCAGACUGCAGCUUCGCUUCAAAAGGCGACUGUCAUUCAGCCAUCGUAA
This is a messenger RNA of Stereum hirsutum FP-91666 SS1, 720 nucleotides long. Its product is annotated as antifreeze protein. The transcript is spliced from 6 exons. Bases 1 to 720 code for a protein of 239 amino acids. The record is from RefSeq and is a predicted model, not a curated record. NCBI's taxonomy places the organism in Eukaryota, Fungi, Basidiomycota, Agaricomycetes, Russulales, Stereaceae.